Messenger RNA from Macrobrachium nipponense, 429 nucleotides. RefSeq lists its product as uncharacterized. The transcript is spliced from 3 exons. The coding region runs from base 1 to 429 and encodes 142 amino acids. The record is from RefSeq and is a predicted model, not a curated record. Lineage: Eukaryota; Metazoa; Arthropoda; Malacostraca; Decapoda; Palaemonidae.
AUGCGGAUUAUAGCGAACACCGUUGAAGCGAAAAGCGGGCUCUUGGCAGAAUUUGGGGAUAUGGUAGCCAUACAAGGAGUCUGGGUUGAGUUCUCCUCCUCCUCCUCCUCCUCCUCCUCCUCCUCCUCCUCCUCCUCCUCCUCCAGUAGUAGCAGUAGCAGUAGCAGUAGCAGUAGCAGCAGUACGAGGCGACGUUUGCCGCCCACUUCUUUUCAGAAACAGUUGGGUUCAACACAGCAGCCAAGUCCAGAUCUCGACAGCAGCAGGUUUUUUGGUUACUGUUCGCCACUGCUGGUCGAGGAUGAGAACACCAGUUGGUUCUUCAGCAGUUUGGAGUAUUUGCUCUUAGUAGCAGUGUCUGCUACCAGUUGGAAUCCUCUGCUGAAGGAUGGAUGGUGGUUGAAACAUGUCACCAGUGGACAGCAGUAA